GGUGUGGGAAGGUUCUGAACGAUGUGAAGCCGUACCUGGCCAUGAUCCUGCUGCAGGUAGGGUUCGCCGGGAUGUACGUCGUCGCCGUCGCCUCCCUCAAGCGCGGGAUGAGCCACUUCGUCCUCGUCGUGUACCGGAACGUCGUCGCCACCGCCGUCAUGGCGCCCUUCGCGCUCUGGUUCGAGAGGAGCGUGAGGCCAAAGAUGACCUUUACCAUCUUCCUCAAGAUCAUGGGGCUCGCCAUACUCGAGCCUGUGCUCGAUCAGAACCUGUACUACAUGGGGGCGAACCUGACCUCCGCCGGCUUCGCGUCGGCGCUGGUGAACGUCCUCCCGGCCAUCACAUUUGUCAUGGCCCUCUUCCUGCGGAUAGAGAAGGUGCGGCUGCGGAGCUUGCACAGCAAGGCCAAGAUUGCCGGCACGGCGCUCACCGUCGUCGGCGCGGUGCUCAUGAUCCUGUACCACGGCCCCGUGGUGCCGUUCCCGUGGACCAAGGGGCAGCACCACGACGGCGGCGGCGCCCAGGUCGGCGGCGGCGGCUUCCUCCAGGGCACCCUGUGCGUCAUCGUCGCCUGCGUCGCGUGGUCGGGCUUCUUCGUCCUCCAGUCCAACACGCUGCAGAGCUACCCCGCGGAGCUGUCGCUGACGGCGCUCAUCUGCCUCAUGGGCUCCCUGAUGAGCGGCGCCGUCGCGCUCGUCGCCGAGCGCCGCAACACCCAGGCCUGGGUCAUCGGCUUCGACACCCGCCUCUUCACCGCCGUCUACGCCGGCGUAGUGUGCUCCGGCGUGGCCUACUACGUGCAAGGUGUCGUGUCGAGGCAACGAGGCCCGGUGUUCGUGACAGCCUUCAGCCCUCUGUGCAUGAUCGUAACCUCCGUGAUGGGUUCCAUCAUACUCAAGGAAGAGAUCACACUUGGAAGUGUGAUCGGCGCGGUGAUCAUCGUGCUAGGCCUGUACGCGCUCAUCUGGGGCAAGAGCAAGGACCACGAGAAUCAGGUCGCCGACGUCUCCAAGGGCGCCGCCGCGGCCGGCGGCGAGCUCCCCAUCACCUUGGCGCAGACCAACGGCAACGGCAAGCACGAGCUCGGCAACACCCGCGGCCUCGUCUUCGACGUCGAGACGCCGGCGACCAACGGCCACUACUAGUCCUUGUCCUCCUACCUACUCUUAAAGAAGCAGCAUCAGCGGGCUCCACAUCGUUGGCAGUCAGUGUUCUAGCUAGACACGUGUCAUGGCUGUCGUCCAGUCGGUCCAUAGAUCGAUCGAGUUGGAGCAUACAAAACUGGUGCGAUUUUUUCCUUCUUAAUCCCGUUCUGUUUACUUCCUCCUGAAAUUCUUGUGAGAGAGAGAGAGAGAGUGCAAGCAAGAGAGACAGAGAGAAGGACCCCUUACCUGAUGUAAUGGAUAAGGCACCGGGUUGCUUAAUCAAUCAGCAAAAAAAGAUCAGCUCUUCUGCUUACGUAGAGCUGGAAUUAAUUAACUCCAUCAGUGCCUAUUAA
Molecule: messenger RNA, 1498 nt
Organism: Setaria italica (foxtail millet)
Lineage: Eukaryota; Viridiplantae; Streptophyta; Magnoliopsida; Poales; Poaceae
Product: WAT1-related protein At1g21890
Exons: 5
Coding region: 42-1145 (367 amino acids)
Cellular component (GO): plasma membrane
Molecular function (GO): transmembrane transporter activity
Source: RefSeq, a predicted model, not a curated record